Messenger RNA from Aspergillus puulaauensis, 1008 nucleotides. Its product is annotated as J domain-containing protein. The transcript has 3 exons. Lineage: Eukaryota; Fungi; Ascomycota; Eurotiomycetes; Eurotiales; Aspergillaceae. The coding region runs from base 1 to 1008 and encodes 335 amino acids. The record is from RefSeq and is a predicted model, not a curated record.
AUGUCCAUCCUGUCACUGAUCGGCUGGUAUACUCUUCCCAAGUAUGCAACAAACACAGUCCUUUAUGUCUAUUAUGGGAUCACUAUCCGAGCAGGAGACCCCAAGCCACAGCCGGGCUCCCCUCGUUAUGCCCGAGACCGCCGUCGCGUGUUCAUCGCUAUCGUGAUCGCAUAUCUACUCUACAAUCUUUAUGAGAGCUACCAGAAAAUCCAGAACGCAGGCAACUUUUACGAAGUUCUAGGAGUGUCGCCACUAUCAGACGAGAGGACAAUCAAGACCCGGUUCCGCCGUCUAGCCGCUCAGCACCACCCGGACAAGUUGGAGGCAGGCAGUUCCGGCGACAUCUUUAUGUACCUGAAGCUGGCGCAGGAUACGCUCACAAGCCCCGUAAAGCGAUAUGCCUACGAUAUGUGGGGACCCAGGAUCAAUGAAUGGGGCAAUAUUGACACGGCGCAUGGUUAUUUUGUCGCUGGAUUGAUGAAAACCAUCCCGACCUACGUGAUGUCAUUCUUGGGGCUUAUUCUUUUGAAUUACACUUGGUGGUCUGAUUGGGGCCGUUAUUGGCGCUUCUUUGCAUUUGCUGCGCUGUUCUCAUUGAAUCUGUCCUUGAUCAGCCAUCAAGGUCCGGUCUUUAUCACCUCCACAUUCUUUCUGCUUCCGUGGCAGAUAAUGACCAUGGCAGAGACCAUUUCUGUCAGCCUACAUAUAUUCAUAUCGCAGAUCGCCCCUCCUGAACCAAAGGACGCUGGAGCAGGCGAACGUCUACACCCCCAGACUAUCCAGCGUCUCGCACAGCUCCUACACCUCAGCCGAGCCACGGAUACCGAAGCAACGCGGCUUCUGCAACUAGGGUUCGCGCCGUUCCAGGGGGAUAAAGACAGUGUUGCAACCCUGCGGAAGGGCAUGAAGGAAGGCUUGGUCCUCAGCAGUGUACGAGGCAGUUCUGGGGUGCAGCAAGCCGUGAAGCAAGUAGCAGAACGUAAGAAUCAGGAAAAGAAAGACGGCUAA